AUGGUCGAGUACGUUGUUUAUAGGUCUGCUGUGGUGACCGCCGACGUGGCUGUCGGCUUUGUCCACUAUCAUCAGGAUAACUCUUCAAAGUCGGUCGUGGUCUGGAAGGCCGACAAUUUGUCUUCGUGUUUUUUUGAGGCCGAGGAGACGAUCGUGGCUGGUCUAGAACCUGACGUCGAGGCUGCGAUCGUGAAGGUAAUGGAGUCUGUUGAGGUGGUGGAUGUGAACCUUGUGCUAAUGGUUGUCGAGGUCUUGAUUGUUUCUGAGUCUGUUUCGAUGGUUGUAACGUGUCUCGAGACGAUCGAGUUGGUCUCAUUGUCUGAGGAUAUACCACUAAUUACAAAAGGGACAGGCGGUCGGUCAGGUCCUAAUAUAAAGCAUCUUUCGAACAAACCGCUGUAUUAUCAUCGGUCAUUUAUUCAUUCAGUCAUUCACUGGAACUGUCAUGUGGGCUGCGAUCGGGAACAAAAUGAUUGA
This is a messenger RNA of Peronospora belbahrii, 477 nucleotides long. The record is from the annotation of a GenBank genome assembly. Lineage: Eukaryota; Oomycota; Peronosporomycetes; Peronosporales; Peronosporaceae.